ACAUGCGGGCUGAACGGUACGUCUUUUUUUAAAUUCCCUGACAUCUCCGCGUUCUUCGCCAGUAUGUGCACAGAUCCAUCUCCCUUUGCGAAGCCACCUCUAGAGUGCACGUAUUUGCAAUGACGCAAGUGCAUGGACCUAUGGCCCAUGUUAAAGUUUGCCAGAGCCACUCGGGUGACGCAUUGUUCCCGCGUUCUUUGACCCUUUGUCUUGGCUUUGACCUGACUAUCCGAAACGUGUUGCCAUAUAAAAACGAGGUUCGCAAAGUCAAACGACGACAUCGCACUCUUUCACUCUAGCUCUCAACAUGGCCGGCAGGAAUCCCUCCUUCAAUGAACUUGUCUAUCUCUAUAGAAAGGACUUGACUUUGCCACUGAUCCCAGUGACCUACCCUACUGGCUCAUCCGUCUAUCAAGUAAUGCCGAUUCCUCAGGUUUCCGAGGACGACGUAGCUCAGUUCAAUGAUCAAAUUCGCCAAAGUGAAGAGCGGUAUUACUCGAACCUGCUCUUCCCACCUCCGUAUUUACCUGUUGCUACGUCUUCUACCAUUGCGGACCCUCAGGCUAUCUUCUUGGGCUCGCAUCCGGGAUACUCUCAACCAAGUGUUCCACCAGCUCCCGAGUACCACAGGAAGACCGUGCCCAUUCCAGAGUUUGUUCCAGGACGACAACUUUUCUUUACUUCUCGUAAUGAACCUGGAGUGUGUCUCGCGGAAUUUGAGCAAGAUCGUACGGUCCUUGACUGUCUGGACCAGCCCAUUGUUACUUUCGAUUCUAGCGUGAAAACAAUUCGAUGGCGCUUCAUAUGGCCCGGAUAUCGGGAAAAAAUAGAAGUCGAUGUCCCGUUCGACGCAAUCACCACUUAUCGAGACCUUGCUCUGAUGAUCUGUGAGCUCCUACAUUCUUAUUUCGUGGAAUCUAACAAGAAAAAGCCUUCCGAACCAGGGGAUCAGCAAUGGCGAGUCAACAAGGAUGGCCCGAUGACGUUCAAGCAUAUCUGGCUCAUGUCUUUUGGCUGUAUUGACCUCCAGAAGAAUGAGUGGGCUGCUGAAUUCGAACUCCUUAUUCCAAGGGCUCGUACUCUUGAAGAUGGCUUAUGCUAAAUCAAAAUCAUCAUCUAUACUUGUUUUAACCCGUCACAAUACAGUAUAUGCUCUAACUUGACUUCUAUACGUGAUUGGCCUAUGCAUCUUUGAGCAUCU
This is a messenger RNA of Somion occarium, 1201 nucleotides long. NCBI's taxonomy places the organism in Eukaryota, Fungi, Basidiomycota, Agaricomycetes, Polyporales, Cerrenaceae. The record is from the annotation of a GenBank genome assembly.